Molecule: messenger RNA, 282 nt
Organism: Angiostrongylus costaricensis
Lineage: Eukaryota; Metazoa; Nematoda; Chromadorea; Rhabditida; Metastrongylidae
Source: the annotation of a GenBank genome assembly
AUGUAUUGUGCACAGUGGUUAAUCCCAGUCUUACUGAUACCCAAGCACUGGCUGCAUCCCCUCUUCUUGGUUGAACAAGCCCUGUUCAUGUGGUUCUACAUCAUUGCGUUUUUCCUGGAACGCAGACCAUGCCACAUAUGUUCGGCCAUAUUCUUCAUAGCGCUCGGUCUGCUUUGCUGGACUGAUCCAGACACAUGCAUAUUCUGGCCGACUUGCGACCGCAAGCUUAAUGGAGAGGUUUGCUCAUAUGUAUAUAAGAAUGAACUCGCUGGUCGAAUAUAA